GAGACCGGCGGGGCGACACCGGCCACCGCCGCCCACCCACGGCCACUCCAGCCCCACGCUGCCCACCGACGGCCACCCGGCCUCCUCCUGCCGUCGCCGCCGCUCCUGCUACGGGGUUUUUUUCCCCCCCCACCCGCCCCUUUUCUCCUGCAACUUGCAAAAGUUUCUCCCCCCGCCCCCCCGUGUUUUUUUAUUUUCACUUAGAGGGGUAGGGAACAAUAAUAAAAAAACUUUUGCAAACUUUUUCCAGCUUUCUCUCUCCUCUCCCCAGCCGGGCUUCACGCUGGUGGAGACUUCGUCUCCUAGUUUUACUUUUUUUAACCCUUCCCUGCCCCCGAGCCACCUGAUUUUUUUAUAUUUUUUUUUUUUAUUUUUUUUUUUCAUCCCCUGUCCCCCCCUCUGCCACUUUCUCGCAUGAAUCUCCUAGACCCCUUCAUGAAAAUGACAGAAGAACAGGACAAAUGUAUCUCCGACGCCCCCAGCCCCACCAUGUCGGAUGACUCCGCCGGCUCCCCCUGCCCCUCUGGAUCCGGCUCGGACACGGAGAACACCAGACCCCAAGAAAACACCUUCCCCAAGGGUGACCCGGACCUGAAGAAGGAGAGCGACGAGGACAAGUUCCCGGUGUGCAUCCGAGAGGCGGUGAGCCAAGUGCUCAAGGGCUACGACUGGACGCUGGUGCCCAUGCCCGUGCGGGUCAACGGAUCCAGCAAGAACAAGCCCCACGUCAAGAGACCCAUGAACGCCUUCAUGGUGUGGGCGCAGGCGGCCCGCAGGAAGCUGGCGGACCAGUACCCGCAUCUGCACAACGCCGAGCUCAGCAAAACCCUGGGCAAGCUCUGGAGGCUGCUGAACGAGAGCGAGAAGCGUCCCUUCGUGGAGGAGGCCGAGCGGCUGCGGGUGCAGCACAAGAAGGACCAUCCCGACUACAAGUACCAGCCACGGCGGAGGAAGUCGGUGAAGAAUGGGCAGUCGGAGCAGGAGGAGGGCUCCGAGCAAACCCACAUCUCCCCCAACGCCAUCUUCAAGGCGCUGCAGGCGGACUCCCCGCAGUCGUCCUCCAGCAUCAGCGAGGUGCACUCCCCCGGCGAGCACUCGGGGCAAUCGCAGGGCCCCCCCACGCCCCCCACCACCCCCAAGACGGACGUGCAGCCGGGCAAGCAGGACCUGAAGCGGGAGGGCCGCCCUCUGCAAGAAGGUGGCCGGCAGCCGCCCCACAUUGAUUUCCGAGACGUGGACAUCGGCGAGCUCAGCAGCGAUGUCAUCUCCAACAUCGAGACCUUUGACGUCAACGAGUUCGAUCAGUACCUCCCCCCCAACGGUCACCCGGGGGUCCCGGCCACCCACGGCCAGGUGACCUACAGCGGCAGCUACGGCAUCAGCAGCACGGCGGGCUCGCAGGCCGGCGCCGGCCACGUCUGGAUGUCGAAGCAGCAGCCGCAGCCCCCGCCGCAGCCCCCGCCGCAGGCGCAGCCGCCGGCGCAGCACGGGCUGCCGGCGCUGAGCGGGGAGCAGGGCACCGCGCAGCAGCGGACGCACAUCAAGACGGAGCAGCUGAGCCCCAGCCACUACAGCGAGCAGCAGCAGCACUCCCCGCAGCAGCUCAACUACAGCUCCUUCAACCUCCAGCACUACGGCUCCUCCUACCCCACCAUCACCCGCUCCCAGUACGACUACACCGACCACCAGAACUCCAGCUCCUACUACAGCCAUGCCGCCGGGCAGAGCAGCAGCCUCUACUCCACCUUCACCUACAUGAACCCCACGCAGCGCCCCAUGUACACCCCCAUUGCAGACACUUCAGGGGUCCCCUCCAUCCCCCAGACCCACAGCCCCCAGCACUGGGAACAGCCCGUCUACACACAGCUCACCAGACCCUAAAGCCAUUUCCAAUAAAAUACAAAUAAUAGUAAUAAAAAUAAAAAAUAAAUUUAAAAAAAAAAAAAUCAAAAAAGCACGAAAGAAGCAACAACAUGAUGAUCGGGGAACUUCCUCAGACUUUUGUCCUUCUUUGAAAUUAAAAUAAUAAUUAAAAAAGAGACGCUAAAGUCAAAGCUGGCGGGGAGGAGAGAGCGCCUCGAGCCUUCUGCACUACAGCAUCCUCCAGGACAGGGGCCGACCGCCCCGAGACCCGGCAAAACUCGGUACAGACUUUCCAAGGACUGGACUUUCAACUCUGCUUCCAGGGCGCGGCGUGGAGAGGAGAUUUCUAACCAACCAGCUCAGCUGUCUUGUUCUCUGGACUUUUGUAAUGAUUUUUUUUUUUUUUUUUUAGCAGUAACUAAAAAAAGCAAAAAAAAAAAAAAUGGGGGGGAAAAAAGAGAGAACUCAGAGUCCUCUGUGAGGAAUAUUCUCUAUUUUAAAUAUUUUUUAGUAUGUACUGUGUAUGAUUCGUUACCAAUUUGAGGGGAUUUAUACAUAUUUUUUAGAGAUUUUUUAAAAACGCUCUUAUUUUUCCAACAGCUAAAAAAAAUGACACUUAGUGGAGCAGUCCUAGGUUUUCUUGCAGUCAGAGGUAUUUUUGUAUAGAUAAGUGUCUUUUUUUUUUUUUUCUCUAAAAAUAAAAAUUAAAAAGCAAAACGGCGUGCUUUUAACUCGGAACAAAGCUCUGUUAAGUGGCCAGCGUCAGGCUUAGCGAUGGUCAGCUCCGCGGCGCGGGAGACGCGAGCUGAGAUUGUGUGGGGACGAGCAUGGGAGAGGCUUUAUUUUUCUAAUAGCGAAAACCAGCCGGCAGAAGAUUUUUAACUUUAUUUUUUAAUAACCUUGAGCCUUAAGAAAGAAAAACAGAAAGCUUUUUUUAAUUAAAAAAAGAAAAAAAAACUAAAAAAAGAAAAAAAUCCCCAAAACAGCAAGAAGUGCUGUUGAGAAGCCUUAAAAGCAGCCCUGGGAUAAUCACUUGCCCCCAGCUCUGCCCGUCCCUGGGGCUGGGGGGGGCUGAGCGUGACCCCCUCCAGCCGAGCCUGAUGCACAACCCACCCAGGGGCUCCCCUCUGCUUUGCGGGACAUCACAGAUACUUUAAAUUAUUUAUUUUGUGAGAAGAGCAGUUUUUAAUCACAAUUUCCUUCUUUUUUCUUUUUUUUUUUUAAAUCUCCCUUCUAUUUUAAGUCCUUUCAAAAGCGUUUGUGGGAGCAUUAUUUGGAAGGUAACCGUGCCUGUUAAAUUAUGGUCUAAACUGUAACCAGUCCUUUAUUUAUCUCUUUAAUUCUUUUUUUUUUAUUAUUAUUAUUAUUAUUCUUUUUGGAAUCUGUGUCCUGGGUUUGUACAAACUUGUGCUCUUCCUUUAUUUUUUUUUUUUCUUUUGUCUUAAGGAUAAACUGGAAAAAAAAAAUGAAUUGUACAAACUAAAGAUUGCAAAUGUAGCGUAUCACUGAAUCAUUUGCCUUGUUUUCUGCCUCAGCUCUCUGGGACACACGAGGAGGAGACCCGACGCCCCGGCCGUGGCCGCGGCACCGUUUUAGCCUUCCACCCCCCCCCCGCCCCCCAAAAAGUGGCUUGAGGUGGGGGCACUGACUUUGGUGAAGCUGUGGCUGAACAGUUAAGGAUUGCUUUUUAAAAAAGACAGCAAACUUUUUUUUAUUUAAAAAAAAAAAAUGAUAUAUUUGUUAACAUUUUUUUUUUUUUUAGGGAUUCAGUAGAAGAAAAAAAAAAAUCUUAAAGCACUCUUAUAAUAUGGCAUCUUUCUAUUUCU
Molecule: messenger RNA, 3689 nt
Organism: Chroicocephalus ridibundus (black-headed gull)
Lineage: Eukaryota; Metazoa; Chordata; Aves; Charadriiformes; Laridae
Gene: SOX9
Product: SRY-box transcription factor 9
Exons: 3
Coding region: 415-1881 (488 amino acids)
Biological process (GO): negative regulation of transcription by RNA polymerase II; heart development; positive regulation of chondrocyte differentiation
Cellular component (GO): nucleus
Molecular function (GO): RNA polymerase II cis-regulatory region sequence-specific DNA binding; DNA-binding transcription factor activity, RNA polymerase II-specific
Source: RefSeq, a predicted model, not a curated record